This is a messenger RNA of Gekko japonicus, 483 nucleotides long. RefSeq names its product transmembrane protein 71 (gene TMEM71). The transcript has 5 exons. Bases 16 to 483 code for a protein of 155 amino acids. Lineage: Eukaryota; Metazoa; Chordata; Lepidosauria; Squamata; Gekkonidae. The record is from RefSeq and is a predicted model, not a curated record.
UUGCGAACUGGCAAAAUGUCUUUUCCAGGUUCUUCAUUGGUUGAAGACGACGCCAGGGAAAAUAUGGCCUCAGAACACAUCACGGCCAGUUACACAGACAUGUUUCUGGAUCAUGAGGUCUCCUACGAAUGUCGCUCCACCAACCCCAGUACGGGUUGUGCCUUUGCGUGCCGCCGCAGCCCCCGACUCCUUAUGAAUGGCUACUACAUCCUCACAGAGGACAGUGUCCUGUCUGAUGAAGACGGCAACAUUACACUGAGCCUGUCACAGACAAGCAUUACCUACAAAGAGAAAUUAAUUAGAAUAUUCCGGAGAAGGAAGCGAAUCCGCAGAUCCCUUGCUAGCCUGUUCAGUCUUAGUGCCUCUGGUUCAUGGAUGAACAGCACCACUUGUAGUGAUAUAAAUGCACAUUUUGUGGACGAUUCCUGGCUGGAAAGAGACAGCGAGAUGGAUGCCAGUCAACACGGCAACAAUGGCCUUUGA